Molecule: messenger RNA, 1754 nt
Organism: Anarrhichthys ocellatus (wolf-eel)
Lineage: Eukaryota; Metazoa; Chordata; Actinopteri; Perciformes; Anarhichadidae
Product: 1-phosphatidylinositol 4,5-bisphosphate phosphodiesterase zeta-1-like
Exons: 11
Coding region: 1-1689 (562 amino acids)
Biological process (GO): lipid metabolic process; intracellular signal transduction; positive regulation of cytosolic calcium ion concentration involved in egg activation
Cellular component (GO): nucleus
Molecular function (GO): phosphatidylinositol-4,5-bisphosphate phospholipase C activity
Source: RefSeq, a predicted model, not a curated record
AUGGAGAAAGGCAAGGCCCCUUGUCCCAGGGAAGCUGAAGUCCAGCGUCUAUUCCUGUCCUACGCCUCGGGGCAGACCAUUUUGCCUGCCAGCGCCAUCGUCAGGUUCCUCAACUUCGAACAGGUGGAGCUCACAGCCAAUGAAGAGACGGCAGAGAGAUUGAUUGCUAUGUAUGAGAUUGAAGAGACAGCCAGAGAAAGUAGGUCCAUGACAUUUGGAGGUUUCAUGAGGUACAUGGAGUCCAAAGACUGCUGCGCGUUCAACCAGGCCCACACGUCUCUUUACCAAAACAUGGACCAGCCUCUCACCAAUUACUUCAUCUCGUCAUCACACAACACCUACCUGACCGGAGAUCAGCUAAUAGGAAAGAGCCACCUGAAUGCCUAUAUUUGUGCUCUGAAAGAAGGCUGUCGUUGUAUCGAGAUUGACUGCUGGGAUGGGCCAGAUAUGGAGCCCAUAGUCCACCAUGGCUACACCCUAACCACGAAGUUACUAUUCAAGGACGUCAUCGCCACUGUGGAGCAACAUGCCUUUGAGGUGUCUGCUUACCCGGUGAUCCUGUCAAUUGAAAACCAUUGCUCCAAGGAGCAACAGGAGGUCAUGGCCAAGUGGCUCAUCUCGAUCCUGGGGGAAAAGCUGCUGAGAUCUCCCUUGGAUCAGCCAACCACUGGGGACCUCCCUAGCCCCAAUGACCUGAAGUAUAAGAUCCUGGUCAAAAAUAAAAAACUAAAGGCUGAAGGCGCAGCAGGGACAGAGGCAGAGGAGAACACAGAUGAGGGCGAGGAUGAGGAUGAUGAUGAGGAUGAGGAGGAGGAGGAAGAGGAUCGUCAAAACAAGGCAAAGUUCUGGUCUCCCAGAAAGGCGAGGUCAAAGAAGAAACAUAGGAAGAAGGUGGCGGUGGCAGAGGCUCUAUCUGACCUGGUUGUGUACACAAGGUCUGUGAAGUUCAUCAGCUUCAGACAUUCAAAGGACAAGCAGAACUUCAAAGAGAACACAUCCGUGGCAGAGAAGAAAGCUCGCAAGCUAGCCAAAGCCUCUGGAGCAGAUUUUGUUCAGCACACGCAGAAGUUCCUCAGCAGGAUUUACCCAGCGGGCACGAGGACGACUUCCACCAACUACAACCCUCAGGAGUUUUGGAACGUCGGCUCACAGCUCGUGGCUCUCAAUUUCCAAACUCGGGACUUGCCUAUGGACCUUAAUAAUGGCCGUUUCCAGGACAACGGGGGCUGUGGAUACGUCCUGAAGCCGGCGGUGCUCGUGUCCAGUCAGAGGAGCUUUGAUCCCAGCUGCAGCCAGCGCAGCGUCAAACCCACAACCCUGAUGCUCAAGGUGAUUAGUGCAUCCAACCUUCCCCUUUCCAGGAGUGGCAAAGCUCUGGACUCCUUUGUCAGAGUGGAGAUUCAUGGGAUUGCAUCUGACUCGUGCAGAAAUAACACACAUAUUGUCAAAAACAACUCUCUGAAUCCUCACUGGAAUACUACCAUGAAGUUCAGCAUCAGUGUCCCCGAGCUCUGCCUCAUCCGCCUCUGUGUCCGUCAGCAGACCGGCUUCUUCAGCAGCGAUUUUGUGGGCCAGUACACCCUGCCCUUCACCAGCCUGAAGAAAGGCUACCGCUGGGUGCCUCUCCGAUUCCGAGACAGAUGCAGCCUGGAUCCAGCCUCCCUCUUCGUCUUUGUUUGGCAUGAAUAAAAACAGCUCUCUAUAUGUCUUAAGGACAUAAAAACCUGGAUGACCUGCAACUUCCUAAUGUUAAA